AUAACACAUCCACUUUAUUCGCAAAUUACUGUAAUCUCCUCUUCUACAUUUACCUGCUUUCACGCAGGUUUUAUCUUACGAUUCUACUGACCGACAAAUCUAACGGCCGAAUCAGUUACAAAAUCCGUCUCUUUCCACCAAAAGUCUGACGCUUUGCCCCCCUCGGCUGGUCCGAGGUCCCCAAACAAUCGCAAUCCCCUCCAUCCACCAGUCCUCCGAGAGCAGCAACGUAAAUACACAAAACAAUACAAAGUCUGCUCAAAUUCAACGACAUCCCUAACGACCGCGAACAUACUUUACAACAAUGACCGACAAGACCAGCAUGAGCACCCCAUCCCCUCGCCGCGCGAGCUUCACGUCCUCCGAAUUCGUACUUUCCCGACGGCAAUGGAUCGUCGAAACACCCCUUCCCUCAAGCAGCGUGGCCGUACACAACCUCUCCUUCUCCGCGCCCAUCGCACACGACGCAUGGGGUCGCAAAGCCGUCAAGCCGCAGCCCGUCUUAGUAUCCGUCAAAAUCGGACUCAACAACAAGGGUUUCGGGAGCGCCGCGUCCAGCGACACCGUGGACUCGAGCACUGUCCACUACGGCAUUCUUUCCAAGAACCUACUUGCUGCAAUCGAGCACGAAUGGCAGGGACCCCGCGGCGACGAACUGACAUGGCUGCCCAUGUCGCGGCUUCUCCAAGUAAUCUAUACCACUGUCGGCGCGAUCGUGCCUCAUCCGCCCACACUCCAGACGGUUGAGAUCACCGUCUCUCUACCCAAAGCGAGCCUGCUGGGUUCGAGCUGCGGGGCGUGGCAUUGCACCGCGGCGCUGUCGAAAAAGUUCACGCUCGGCUUAUUCGUCAGGGAUAUCAAGCUGCCUUGUCUGAUCGGCGUGAACCCCAACGAGCGGCUGCGCAAACAGAGCCUGCUGACCACGGUGGAAGUCGAGCCCGUGUUUGAUGGCGAGGUGCUUGAGAAGGCGGAUGCUUUGGAAACAGUCGUCGUGCAGACGAUAGAGGCUGCGAAGCCCGAGACGCUGGAGACCCUGUUGGGUCUUAUCGCGAGGAAUAUCUUUAUUAGAUUUAUUUUCCCCUUCUCGAGAGGAUCCAGAUUACGCAUUGCGAUUGCGAAACCCUCGGCUGUCCCAUCGGCCGAUGCCCCUGUGGUUGAAGUCCAUCAUGGCACGCCAGAAGAUGAUGAGUUUGUGAAAAAGUGUUGGAGUGAUUAUCAAUUUUAGUUUCUCGUUAUCAUUUACCUUUUGAUCGGUGCCACUUGUCAACAGCAUUUACCUCUUUUUAUGGGUGUCACUUGAUGUUUAAAUCCAUAUAUCCGCAUCAAGUCUUCAAUCCUUCUCAAAAUAGCGUGCAAAUCUCUUUCACCUCUCUAGCAAAGCAAACGCACAGUUUUUACCUCAUUCUAACAAUCACAAUGCGGCUAUUUUCUUUUCCGUUCUGGCCCAAUAUAGCUGCCGCAUUGUAACACUUGACACGGGAUGUGACAACAAAGUAACAAAUUGACCGUCCAUGUAUCACUGAGAAUGCUGAUUAAUUUUUUAAAAAAGAGAAAAAGACAGGGAACACUCAGCAUGGUGUCACUGCAUCUUUUAUACUAAGCAGA
Molecule: messenger RNA, 1605 nt
Organism: Xylona heveae TC161
Lineage: Eukaryota; Fungi; Ascomycota; Xylonomycetes; Xylonales; Xylonaceae
Exons: 1
Coding region: 305-1225 (306 amino acids)
Biological process (GO): folic acid-containing compound metabolic process
Molecular function (GO): dihydroneopterin aldolase activity
Source: RefSeq, a predicted model, not a curated record